AUGCUGCUGCUCUGGGGGUUACUGCUGUGUCGGGGGCUGCUGCCCCAAGCCCAAGGGGAGGCUCAGCACCUGCUCCAUCUGCGGAUCAGCAGCAAUCAGCUGGAAACAGUCAUUUCAGACCUGUUCUCAGAGCACCGCAUCCUGGACCACCUGGUCAGCCUGCCCGUGACGGGGGCCAUGAGUGAAAGUGUCGCCGUCCUGGACCACCUGCCCUUUGUAAGAAAAGGCCUCUCUAAGAAGAGCAGUGGGCUGGACCUGUCGCUGGUCGGGGACCUGCUCUCGGGGAGGAGCCUCCCACUGCUAAGGGACCUGCUCCAGGCAGGAGGAUUGGUCGUGGAAGAUGCCAAAGGACCCGAGGUCACCCUGCAAAUCCUAAGCGACAGCCUGCUGCAGGUCACGUUGCGCUGCAAACUGUACCUCUCGCUCCAGGAGAUCCUGCGGCUCAAAGUCAUCAAGAACAUUCGCAUUGGAGUACGGCUGGAACACACAGGAAAUAAAACCAAGGUGGCCUUUGAGGAGUGCCACAGCCCACCUGGAUACCUGAGCAUCGAGGUGCUGGAGCCGAUGGACUCCCUCCUGGUGAACAAACUUCUGAAGUUGGUGACGAGUGUCCUGGACGAGGCAUUGCCCUUCCUCCUGCAGAAGAUAGUGUGCCCCCUGGCCACCACACUGCUCAACUUGCUGCUGGAAGACCUACUGCAAAUCACUCUGCCCCCGGCCGGCUCCGGCCCUGAGGACUUCCAGUACUGCGUCACCACCACGGAGCUCACAGAGGCGGCCAUCCUGAUGACAGUCCAGCUCAUGACCCCCUGUAGCCCAGGCCAGAGAGCCCCAAGGCCUGAGCGCCUGGCACCUCAACCCCUCCCAAGAUUAGCCCAGGGAAGCAUGGCAGACCUGGUCUUUGGGUUGGAAGUCUACAAUGACAUCUUGUCCUGCCUCUACACCAGCACGGAGACCCCUGUGGACCCCCGGGACCCCACAGCCUCUGACCUCGUUCGGCUGUUGUCACUAGGAGAACUGGAGCCCGGGCCCAAGGCUUCCCGUCAGUCCAGAGGGAGCAUCGGACUGACCAUCAACACCCCUGAUCCUCCCACGGUCCGCCUCAACGGCCACACGGCCACAGUAGUCCAGCCAGGCUCGCUGGUGCUGCUGGGGCCCAGCGACACCUCCUCUGUCUCAGUCUCCUGGAAACUCUUUUCUGAGGCUGUGUUUUCCUCAAGAAAUCAGGACCUGAUAAUCCAGUUCGCUCCAAACAGCACCACGGUCAUCCUGGGCCCCUCUCCCGCUGGCAUAGAGAAGCAGGAAGGACGCCUGAAGGCCUUUCUCCUAGAGCUUCUGCCCAGGGUGUUUCUGCCCCGUCACAAUGAGCUGCUCAGAGAACACCAGCUGCCCCUGCCCAGUGUCAAGGGCGUCUCCUUCGACCAGGCCCGAGUGGACCUCUCCGAGGAUUACCUGCUGCUGAUGGUUCCGGAGGAGUAG
Molecule: messenger RNA, 1479 nt
Organism: Lemur catta (Ring-tailed lemur)
Lineage: Eukaryota; Metazoa; Chordata; Mammalia; Primates; Lemuridae
Exons: 15
Coding region: 1-1479 (492 amino acids)
Molecular function (GO): lipid binding
Source: RefSeq, a predicted model, not a curated record